CUGCAAGAAGAGAUAUGGAAGGGACGUGAUACCGGUUUUCUACAAAGUGGAUCCAUCAACUGUCAGGAAGCAGGAAGAAAGAUACAAAGAAGCAUUCGAAGAGCAUGAACAGCUGUUUAAGGACGACAUGGAGAAAGUGCAAGGAUGGAAGGAUGCUCUAACCGAAGCUGCUGGACUCUCCGGUUGGGAUUCAAACGUUAUCAGGUCAGAAAACACACUUGUUGAAGGAAUUGUGGAAGAUAUUAUGAGAAAAUUGAAUCUUUAUUCCAUUAGUUAUGAUCCAGGAACUAUCGGCAUUGAAAAACAUAUUGAAAGCAUUCAGUUAUUGAUGCAUUUUGAGUCAUCAGAUAUUCGGAUCAUAGGAAUUUGGGGCAUGGGAGGAAUAGGAAAAACUACAAUUUCUGAACAAAUAUAUCACACAUUUACAAUGCAAUUUGAUUCCAGAAGCCUUGUUUUAGACACUCAAGAAAAAAUAAAAAGAGAUGGAAUAGACGCUGUCAGAAAAAAAUAUAUGCCCGAGCUUCUAAAUGAAGUACCAUCCCUCAAAGGAAUGAGGAUUCUCAUCAUUCUUGAUGAUGUUACUGAUUCGGUUCAACUUAAACAAUUGCUAGGAAGGUGUGAUAGUUUUGGACAAG
This is a messenger RNA of Vigna umbellata (rice bean), 635 nucleotides long. The record is from RefSeq and is a predicted model, not a curated record. Lineage: Eukaryota; Viridiplantae; Streptophyta; Magnoliopsida; Fabales; Fabaceae.